GAAGGGCAAAGCCCCUGGGUUCCCAGAUAUCCAUAGUCAUGCCACACUGGCAGGGUGGGCAGGCUCUGCCCUGGGCCUUGCUUCUGCUUCUCUUAGGUUCCCAGUUCCGGGUCACUCAUGGGUCAAGAUCCGAAGAGGAAGCAGAGAGUGAUAACCAAAAAGCCAUGCAGAGCUACUUCCUUGCUACUGUGGAGUAUGCCUUACACAUAUUCAACUUGCAGAGCAAUGACACGAAGGCCUACAGGCUGGUGCGCAUCCUGAAUUCCAGGAGGGAGCUGUUGAUGGAGAAGAACACAAUGGCAUUCUCCAUGGAGUUGCAGCUUAGAAGAACAAGAUGUGGGAAAUUUGAUGAAGACAUUGACAACUGUCCCUUUCAAGCAAGUUCAGGGCAGAACAAUAUCAUCACCUGCUUCUUCAUCAUCAGCACUGAGCCCUGGAACACAAUGUUCGAACUCUGGAACAAGACCUGCUUAGAGGGACACUUGCGUGGCUCAGUUGGUUAA
Odobenus rosmarus divergens (Pacific walrus) is the source of this 503-nucleotide messenger RNA. Its product is annotated as cystatin-9-like. The transcript has 3 exons. NCBI's taxonomy places the organism in Eukaryota, Metazoa, Chordata, Mammalia, Carnivora, Odobenidae. The record is from RefSeq and is a predicted model, not a curated record. Bases 39 to 503 code for a protein of 154 amino acids. Gene Ontology annotation, molecular function: cysteine-type endopeptidase inhibitor activity. Gene Ontology annotation, biological process: antimicrobial humoral response.